This is a messenger RNA of Amphimedon queenslandica, 2194 nucleotides long. Its product is annotated as RING finger protein nhl-1-like. The coding region runs from base 68 to 2131 and encodes 687 amino acids. The transcript has a single exon. Gene Ontology annotation, molecular function: zinc ion binding; protein binding. NCBI's taxonomy places the organism in Eukaryota, Metazoa, Porifera, Demospongiae, Haplosclerida, Niphatidae. The record is from RefSeq and is a predicted model, not a curated record.
UCAAAUCUCUCAUUCUCUCUCUCUCUCAUCACUCAUUUGCUACCGUUUAUUUACCUCCUCUGGCGUUAUGGCUACUCUCCAUAAACUAGAAGAACAGCUCACCUGUGCUGUGUGUCUUGAUCAAUAUACCAAUCCUAAGACUUUACCCUGUCUACAUUCAUUUUGUCAGCAUUGUCUGGAGGGAUUACCACUGGAUAAGAGGAAUACAAUCUAUUACCUCUUCUGCCCAACUUGUCGUCAUUAUACUGAGUUACCAGAAGAAGGAGUGCCAGCCCUGCCUGCUGCAUUCACUCUCAACAACCUCAAAGAGUUGUAUAGCUUAAUGAAAAAGUCAACAGAUUUAUCCAAUCCUGAAGAAGCUAGAUCUACAUGUGGCGAUCAUGGAAAGCCUUUGGAGCUAUUUUGUGAAUCAUGUGAUACAGUAGUGUGUAUUAACUGCUCAUAUCGUAAUCACAAACAUCAUCAAUGUGAAUUGAUCACUGACAGUUACCCCAAGCACUGUCAUACGUUAAGAGAAUCUUUAUUACGAGUUGAGGGAAAGAAGGAAGCACUCAAGAAGGUUCUGUCUGCAUUAUCAAAAAGAGAUGGUGAAAUCAGAGAGAAAGGAGAAAGAGUUUUAAAAGAAAUACAUGAAAUGGUAGAAGAAAUGAUAAAUGUUCUUCGUCAGUCAGAACGAAAACUGACUGAACAGGCAAAAAGGGUCACUGAUGCUAAAAUCGCAAGGCUUUCAGAUCAAAUGAAAUCAGCAGAAAUGAAUUUGAAUCUUUUGGAAAAUGUUAAGGACUGUGUUGACAAGAGCCUAAAGACAAGCAGUCCUCAACAACUUCUAGGGUCUAAAAGACAGUUGAUGGAGCGUUUGAGUGAAGUUACUGCACAGAUAAAUAUUGAGAAAUUAUAUCCAAGAGAAAAAGCUGAUUUUAUGUUGAGUAAAGAUACCAAGCCAUUACACCACAUUGGAGAUAUUGUGACGCACUCAUCUACUGUGCUACAGCAAUGUAGAGUGAAGAAAGUUGAGUGCUUUCAACAUGUACCAAAACAAAAGAAAUUUUUGUUUUCACUAUCAAUGGAGGCUCCAGAUUCAUCUAUUUUGUCAGUUCCCCUCUCUUCACUCAGGUGUAGUUUGGUACCAAUUCGUAAAAGUGAUCAACCAGUUUAUACUACAGUCACUACCACUGGUACUGAUUCGAAAGCAUAUAGGAUACAGUGUAACCCUUCAACCAGUGGUACUCAUACAAUCAAAGUACAAGUAUAUGGUGUACAGCUUGAAGAUACUUCAAUAGUUAUCCCGAUCAAUCCUUACCUUGAUAAUAUUUCUCCAGUAUGUGCUAUUACUGGGCUUAAUAAUCCCUGGAAAAUUAAUGUAAGUGAUGAUGAUGUUAUAAUAACUGAGUAUUUUGGUGAUUGUGUGACAAUCUUGGAUAAAGAAGGGGAAAAAAUGAAAAUAUUUGGAGGGAAAGGUGGAAAUAAUAAUGUUACUUUUUCUUCUCCACAUGGUAUAGCCAUUACUCCAGAAAAAAAUAUUCUUGUGUCUGAUUGUCAUAGUAUCCAGAUGAUAAGCAUGGAUGGAUACCAAGUAGCUUCAGCUGGUGAAUAUGGCAGUGGGCAACUAGAAUUUGAUACUCCUCAUGGUAUUGCUAUUUCUCCUAUUACGGGACAGGCCUAUAUUGCUGAUUAUGGAAACCAUCGUAUACAAGUGUUUAAUCCUGAUCUAACUUUCUCUCAUUCAUUUGGUAGUAAGGGGUCAGUUAAUGGACAGUUUCAGUUACCACAUGACAUUGCUAUUGAUAGUGAAGGAUUAGUGUAUGUUGCUGAUACUGAAAAUCAUCGCAUUCAAAAGUUCUCUCCAGAUGGGAAGUUUUUGGGUCAGUUUGGUAAUAAAUUUUUUAGCUAUGGAAAACUUCAUGGUCCAAUAGGUAUAACAAUAGACACUGCAGUUACUGGUCUAGUAUAUGUUAGUGAAAUGGGCAAUAAUCGUAUCUCAGUCUUCACUACUGAUGGCAUGUUUGUUAAUAGGUUUGGAAGUAAAGGCAGUGAUUUAGAUCAAUUUAGUUGUCCUUAUGGAUUAGCAUUUGAUAAAGAUGGAUUUUUGUAUAUUUGUGAUUAUUUUAAUAAACGAAUUGUUAUUUAUUGAUUUUUUUAUUUUAUUUUAAUUCCUUAAAAGUUAAACAUAAGAAUAACGACCAUUUUAAACUAA